CUAAUUAAUACACAUGGCAAUACUUGAUAACUUUUGUCAGAAAAACUGACGCUUCCGGUCCUUUCAUUCCUUCGUGGCAUGGCGGAUGGUCUUUACCGCCGCCUAUAGUGUUUUUUAGGAGGAAUAACCUCGCUUAAAAAGCGAAAAAUGAGUCUAUCAGUAGCCCGACCGCUAGUGUCGGUGUACUCGGAGAAGAGUGAGAAAGUAGCGGAUGUGUCCGUGCCUCUGCCGUUCGUGUUCAAGGCGCCCAUCCGCCCGGACCUCGUGAACGAUGUACAUGUCUCCAUGUCCAAGAACGCAAGACAGCCCUACUGCGUCAACAAGGAGGCUGGUCAUCAAACGAGUGCUGAGUCAUGGGGUACCGGUCGCGCCGUAGCGCGUAUCCCGCGUGUCCGUGGUGGAGGUACCCAUAGGUCUGGUCAGGGUGCGUUCGGUAACAUGUGUCGUGGUGGUCGCAUGUUUGCGCCGACCAAGCCGUGGCGGCGCUGGCACCGCCGCGUCAACCUGCGCCAGCGCAGAGCCGCCGCCGCCGCCGCUGUUGCUGCCGCAGGCGUCCCUGCGCUUGUGCAGGCUAGAGGUCACAUCAUUGAGAAGAUUCCAGAACUGCCCCUGGUGGUCUCGGACAAGGUCCAGGAGAUCAACAAGACUAAACAGGCAGUCAUCUUCCUGAGACGCGUCAAGGCCUGGUCUGAUGUCCUUAAGGUGUACAAAUCGCAACGCCUGCGCGCCGGUAAAGGAAAGAUGCGCAACCGCCGCCGCGUGCAACGCAAGGGACCUCUCAUUGUAUUCAACAAGGACCAGGGCCUGACCCGCGCCUUCCGCAACAUCCCCGGCGUGGAAAUGCUCAGCGUGAACAAACUGAACCUGCUUAAACUGGCGCCCGGCGGCCACGUCGGACGCUUCGUCAUCUGGACACAAUCUGCUUUCGAGAGGCUGGAUUCCCUAUUUGGUUCAUGGAAGACACCCUCAAAGGAGAAGAAAAACUUCAACCUCCCACAACCCAAGAUGGCCAACACCGACCUAACCCGCCUGCUCAAAUCCGAAGAGAUCAGGAAAUGUCUGCGAGCACCCAAUAAGAGAGUGGUUCGCGCGACACGCAAGCUCAACCCGCUGGUCAAUGCCAAGGCAAUGCUGCGUCUUAACCCGUACGCAGCUGUAAUGAAGAGGAAGGCAAUUCUCGACCAGCAGAGGACUAAGAACGUGAGAGCACUUGCUCUGGCGGAGAAGCGUGGAAUCAAACUACCCGACUCCGAUCCAGCAGUCAGAGCCCAAAAACUACGCGAAAACAGAGGAAAGUCCAUCCGUUUGGCGCUGUCCAAUAAACCCAAGAAGCCCGUUGCCAAGAAAACCCCCCCUCCACCCAAAAAGGUGAAGAAGGUGGAAAAGGCCAAACCCAAGAAGGCAGCCGUCGCUCCUGCGCCCAAAAAGUGAACGAAAUAAAAAGUUUAUAGAAAUAUAA
Molecule: messenger RNA, 1459 nt
Organism: Maniola jurtina (meadow brown)
Lineage: Eukaryota; Metazoa; Arthropoda; Insecta; Lepidoptera; Nymphalidae
Gene: RpL4
Product: 60S ribosomal protein L4
Exons: 10
Coding region: 148-1431 (427 amino acids)
Biological process (GO): translation
Cellular component (GO): ribosome; cytosolic large ribosomal subunit
Molecular function (GO): structural constituent of ribosome; RNA binding
Source: RefSeq, a predicted model, not a curated record